AUGAGACCACCUGGUUAUAAGUUUCAGUUAGGUCAUUUGAAGAGGACACUAGAAUAUAUUGCCUUGGAAAGUGGUGGAGUCUUCUUGGGAGAUCAGAUAAAGAAAGUUUUAAAGGGCUACAGCUUUCUCUCUGGAGAAUGGCUACUGAGGGUGGCGACUGCAGUGGAGGCUGCAGCCUCAGGCUCUGGAGAACCCCAGGAAGAGGCCAAAGCCCCUGGCCCUGCCUGGGAUGAGUCCCAACUACUCAGUUAUACCUUCCCAACCUGGCCCAUCCCGCAUCUCAGUCAGAGCAACCCUGGGACAGAGGAGCUUAUUGAGAAUGAGGAGCCUGUGGUGCUGACAGACACAAAUCUUGUGUAUCCUGCCCUAAAAUGGGACCUUGAAUAACUGCAAGAAAAUAUUGACAACAGUGACUUCUCUGUGUACAAUGCCAGCACCCACAAGUUCUUGCACUAUGAUGAAAAGAAGAUGGCUAAUUUCCAGAACUUUAAGCUGAGGUCCGAUAGGGAAGAAAUGAAAUUUCAUGAGUUUGUUGAGCAAUGGCAGAAUAUACAGCAGUGAAGAGGUGAAGAGAGGUCGUAUCUGCAGCAAACACUCAAUGACACUGUGAGCAGGAAGAUUGUCAUGGACUUCUUGGGUUUCAACUGGAACUGGAUUAAUAAGCAACAGGGAAAGCGUGGCUGGGGGCAGCUGACCUGUAACCUGCUGCUUAUUGGCAUGGAAGGAAAUGUGACACCUGCUCACUAUGAUGAGCAGCAGAACUUCUUUGCUCAGAUAAAAGGCUACAAGCGAUGCAUUUUGUUCCCUCCGGGUCAGUUUGAGUGCCUCUACGCAUAUCCUGUUCAUCAUCCAUGUGACAGACAGAGCCAGGUGGACUUUGACAAUCCUGACUACAAGAGGUUCCCCAAUUUCCAGAAUGUGGUUGGUUACGAAAGAGUGGUUGGCCCUGGUGAUGUUCUUUACAUCUCAACGUACUGGUGGCAUCACACAGAGUCAUUACUAAAUGGGGCCAUUACCAUCACUGUGUACUUCUGGUAUAAGGGGGCCCCCAUCCCUAAGAGAACUGAAUAUCCUCUCAAAGCCCAUCAGAAAGUGGCCAUAAUGAGAAAAAUUGAGAAGAUGCUUGGAGAGGCCUUGGGGAACCCACAAGAGACUGUUCCCUGGACUCCCCUGCCCAUCUGGCAGCAGCCUGGGGAAGUUGCCUCCUCCGCUCAGUCUCCUCCAUCAGGAACUAUUUUCUUCUUUGAACACCGUCAGGGACGCCCGCGGCAGGAGCUGAGGGCCUGGUCCAGGGAGAAGCCAGGAACUCGGAGUUUUCUCCUGAUUAUGCCGCAGAGUGCCAAGGGGAGGACUAGGUGGCAGAAAUCACAAGCUAUAGUCAGCGAGCUGCUCUUACCAUCUCACAUAAGCACUCACUUGCUGGGAGGUGCCCGCCAUCCUGAAUGCCAUGAUUUCAUCAAUUCUCUUCUUAAGUUUUGCCACCAGAGCUGUGUGAUCUUAAAUCUAGACAUUGCUGGACCUCGGUUUCCUUCUCUGAAAAAUGAGAUGACAAGAAUAAAAAGGGAACUGGGGCUCUAUAAAAAGGACUGUACAUUUGCUGAUGAAAGUAUCUGGACACUGUGGCACCAACGUGAAAAGGCAGAACUGUUGAGCAAAGCAUCCCAAGAACCUUUGAAUGAGUGGGCAGCUAUUGAAGGAAAACAUGGGUGA
Orcinus orca (killer whale) is the source of this 1710-nucleotide messenger RNA. RefSeq names its product hypoxia-inducible factor 1-alpha inhibitor-like. Gene Ontology annotation, cellular component: cytoplasm; nucleus. The record is from RefSeq and is a predicted model, not a curated record. Lineage: Eukaryota; Metazoa; Chordata; Mammalia; Artiodactyla; Delphinidae. Gene Ontology annotation, biological process: peptidyl-aspartic acid hydroxylation; negative regulation of Notch signaling pathway. Gene Ontology annotation, molecular function: peptidyl-histidine dioxygenase activity; ankyrin repeat binding; [protein]-asparagine 3-dioxygenase activity. The transcript is spliced from 7 exons.